AUGGCUCCUGCUGCUGCUCAUGCUGCCGAGGGCAUUAUCUCGUCCAUCGAUGUGGACUCGAUGCCGCCUUUCUGGCGUCGGAAGAAUGGAAUUUUACUCUAUUUUCUCCUCACAUCGUCCCUGCUGGCAAGUGCAGCGCUCGGUAUCGAUGGGUCCAUGACGAAUGGUAUGCAAGUCUUGGAAUCCUGGCAAGAUCGAUUCGGACAUCCCGAAGGUGCAAAGCUAGGCUUCUUCGGCGCGGCCAAUGCCAUUGGUGGCGUAAUUCCCUUCAUCUUCCUGAGUUGGAUCAGUGAUAGGCUCGGUCGACGUCUACCAACUGCACUGGGGUCCAUCAUUAUUAUCACUGGCGUGAUCAUCGAGUUCUUCGCCACAUCGUUGAACAUGUAUAUUGGUGGGAAGAUCGUGCUUGGCGUGGGGUCUUCGCUCAUCCAAAUGGGUGCUCCUGUCUUGGUCACUGAGCUGUCUCAUCCCAAAGAGCGUGUCCAAAUCACCACAUUCUACAAUACCUCUAUCGUGCUAGGCUAUGUUAUCGGUGCCUGGGCGACAUUUGGCUGCUACAGAAUCACCAGCCAGUGGUCUUGGAGACUUCCAACUCUGAUUCAGAUUGUUCCCUCUGCAUACCAGUUCUGUCUGAUUUGGUUCUGCCCCGAGUCACCUAGAUGGUUGAUUGCGAAGGGCCGCCACCAGGAAGCGCGUCAGAUCCUGAUCAAAUAUCACGGGGAGUGCGAUCCUAACUCCGAGCUGGUCAAUGUCGAGUGUGCCGAGAUUCAACAGGCCAUUGAUAAAGAAGCCGAGAACAACAUGAACUGGAAAGACUUUUUCACUUCCCGGGCAAAUAUCAAGCGCAUCUUUCUCUGUUUCGCCACGGCGGUAUUCAGCCAGAGCUCUGGUAACUUGCUUGUCUCGAACUAUCUUACGCAGAUCCUCAAAGACACGGGUUUGAAAACGCAGUACGAAAUCACUCUUGUGAAUGGAAUGGUCACAUUGUGGCAAUAUAUUGUUGCCAUCUUCGUCACUUUGAUUAUUGAUCGGUUCCGACGCCGUUUCUUCUUCCUCACCGGGUCUGGCGGCGUUCUCGUCACAUUCAUCGUGUGGACUAUUGCCGCUCAGCAAUACCUCGAGCACAAUUCAUUGACCGCUGGUCGGGUUGUGAUAGCGUGUAUUUUCUUCUUCCAGGCCUUUUACACUUUUGCCUGGACGAACCUUAUUGUCACAUACCCCCUCGAAGUUGUUACUCUUCAGAUGCGAGCCAAGACGUGGGCAUUCGUCCUACUCACGAUUCAAGUGGCAUCUAUCUUUGGAAGCUACGUCAACCCCAUCGGAUUGAAAAAUAUUGGGUGGAAGUUCUAUAUCUACUAUGAUAUUUGGGUUUUGAUCAUCUUCCUUGUUGUUUACUUCUUCUUCGUCGAGACGGCUGGUCCUACCCUUGAGGAGCUGGCCUAUCUGUUUGAAGGGGAAGAUACGAAGCGCAAGCUAGUCGAGAAGAUUGAAGAAAAGAAGGAACAAGUUCAAUAUGAAGAACAUGUGGAGGGCAAGUCUGCAUGA
Penicillium canescens is the source of this 1545-nucleotide messenger RNA. RefSeq names its product putative MFS hexose transporter. Gene Ontology annotation, cellular component: membrane. Gene Ontology annotation, molecular function: carbohydrate:proton symporter activity. Lineage: Eukaryota; Fungi; Ascomycota; Eurotiomycetes; Eurotiales; Aspergillaceae. The record is from RefSeq and is a predicted model, not a curated record. Gene Ontology annotation, biological process: transmembrane transport; carbohydrate transport. Bases 1 to 1545 code for a protein of 514 amino acids. The transcript has 2 exons.